AUGGCGAUCAAUAAAAAACUCUUACCUCUUCUCCUCCUCAUAUCAUCCCUCUCCUCAAUCGCAACAUCAUCAUUCUCAGAUCCAGAUUCCGAUUCAGAUCUCGUCAACGAACUCAUUUCCCUCAGAUCAACCUCCGAAUCAGGCGUAAUCCACCUCGACGACCAUGGAAUCUCCAAAUUCCUCAUCUCCUCCCCCACACCACGCCCUUACUCGAUCCUCGUCUUCUUCGACGCCACGCAGCUCCACAGCAAAACCGAGCUCCGUCUCCAAGAGCUCCGCCGCGAAUUCGCCCUCGUCUCCGCCACUUUCCUCGCUAACAACAACGGAUCCGAUCUAAACAAGCUCUUCUUCUGCGAGAUCGAGUUCUCCAAAUCCCAAUCCUCCUUCCAGCGAUUCGGCGUCAACGCUCUCCCUCACAUCCGUCUCGUAUCCGGUUCAACAGCCAAACUAAGCGACGAAUCUGGUCAAAUGGAUCAGUCUGAUUUCGCUAGGUUAGCUGAAUCCAUGGCUGAGUUCGUCGAGCAGCACACAAAGCUAACCGUAGGUCCGAUCCAACGGCCACCGUUUCUCUCCAAGGCGCAGAUCGGCGUCAUCGUUGCGUUGAUCGUUAUCGCGACUCCGUUUGUCAUCAAACGGAUUCUGAAAGGAGAGACUCUUCUUCAUGACAGUAGGCUUUGGUUAUCAGGUGCUAUCUUUAUCUACUUCUUCAGCGUGGCGGGAACGAUGCAUAACAUUAUUAGGAAGAUGCCUAUGUUUCUUCAGGAUCGUAAUGAUCCGAAUAAGCUCGUUUUCUUCUACCAAGGAUCGGGAAUGCAGCUUGGAGCUGAGGGGUUCGCUGUGGGGUUCUUGUAUACUGUGGUUGGGUUGCUCUUGGCGUUUGUUACUAAUGUGCUUGUUCGAGUUAGGAACUUGAAUGUUCAGAGGGGGGUGAUGCUGUUUGCUCUGUUUGUGUCCUUCUGGGCUGUGAAGAAAGUUGUUUACUUGGAUAAUUGGAAGACUGGUUAUGGGAUUCAUCCCUAUUGGCCAUCCAGCUGGCGUUGAUUUCACCUCGUUUGAGGUAAUGAGUUUAGUCUUGGAGACAUUUUGUGGAACUUGAGUAAUGAAUGAUAUGUUGGACGUUUUGUGUUUUUAUGAGUACUUUGAAUCAGUGUAGUACAAUUUUCAGAUUGAUUACUACUUUACUACUUUCUUGUUAGUCCUUCACCUGAUUGAGAAACAUAUGGAUCUCUUUUCUAAGCAAUGGCAACAUUGCUCACUAUUCGUCAGUUCAGAUACUUUUGGGCAGUCUAUCUGCAUAGUGUCAAAUUGUUAGGAUAAGAGAAAUAUCGUAUCUUGAGAUCACAGUCAUUAGUUCCCUACAGUUGUUUGUAUAUGUGAUUUCAUGUUAUAAUGGGUUUAUUUUCAUAACAUUUUCUUGGACG
This is a messenger RNA of Eruca vesicaria subsp. sativa (arugula), 1421 nucleotides long. The record is from the annotation of a GenBank genome assembly. Lineage: Eukaryota; Viridiplantae; Streptophyta; Magnoliopsida; Brassicales; Brassicaceae.